Molecule: messenger RNA, 933 nt
Organism: Quercus lobata
Lineage: Eukaryota; Viridiplantae; Streptophyta; Magnoliopsida; Fagales; Fagaceae
Exons: 1
Coding region: 1-933 (310 amino acids)
Molecular function (GO): catalytic activity
Source: RefSeq, a predicted model, not a curated record
AUGAAUGUCAUAGCCUGGAACUGCCGGGGACUGGGGUCGUCCCUGGCAGUUCGAACACUCACCGACGAGGUGAGAACAAAAAAACCCCUACUGGUUUUCUUGUCGGAAACGAAGGCUGGUAUGAGUAGAAUCAAAGGUAUUCAAAAUAAAUUAGACUACACUCAGGGUAUUACGGUUCCUAGUGAUGGUCGAAGUGGUGGGCUGGCUAUGUUGUGGAGAGAGGGUACGGAUGUGAGGUUUAAGAGUUGUUCCAAUUCACACAUCGAUGUCGAGAUCCACGAAAGAUCCUCAGUUGCUCCUUGGCGGGCUAUCGGUUUUUAUGGGCAACCCGAUGUAGCCAAAAGAUUUAUUUCUUGGCAACUGAUGGAAGCUCUGAAAAAACAAAGUGAUUUGCCGUGGGUAGUGUUUGGGGAUUUCAAUGAAAUUUCCCAGUCUUAUGAAAAGCUAGGAGGACCGGAAAGAGAUGCAGGUCAAAUGAAGGAUUUCAGGGAGUGCUUGAGCAGUUGUGGUCUCUUUGAUUUGGGGUUUGUGGGCCAGAGAUUUGCGUGGUGCAAUGGAAGGGAGGGGGAGCAGAGAACAAAACUCCGACUGGACAGGAUGGUGGCAAGUGAGAGCUGGGUCCAAUGCUUCUCUGAGGCAAGUCUACAUCACUUUUCAAUGUCUAUUUUCGAUCAUUGUUUGUUAACAUUGUAUUUAAACCGGAGACAACCCCACAAACCGGUAAGAAAGAGGUUUUUCUUCGAAGCGAUGUGGACUAGGGAACCUGGGUGCAGAAAGGUGAUUGAAGAAGCAUGGGAUCCUUUGAGAAGGGACCCGGAUUUUAGAAUCACAGACCAAUUGAAAAACUGCCAAGAACACCUUUGUAGGUGGAACUGGAAGGUUUUCGGGAAUGUGAACAAUACCUUGAAGAUGAAAAGAAACCAGCUUCAAUAA